AUGUACAAGUACUGGUAUUUUUGUAAGCUGAGGGCCAACGUCUUGGUAUUGGCUCGCAGUCCUGCUGACUGCGAGUGGAUGUCAGAGCAACAUCGUGCUCCAACCAUUCCAAAGAAGAGAACAUUUACUGUUCCUUGGAUGCCAGAAGUAAAAGAGUCAUCCGCACAGGUAUCGGAGGCGUUGAAGUACGCCCAACUUCCAAAGUUGCUUCAACAUCAAUCGUGGACCAAGGCGGAGCCCUAUGAAGACUGGUUUGAGUACUUGAAGCCAGUGGAAGGCAUCGGUAGCUUGUACACCCCAACGGCAUAUAAUUAUAAUUUAAGGCAAUUGACAUCCAAACGUAAGAAGAAAAAACAGUGGCAUCCUUUCGGAGAGGAUGGAAAGCUUAAAUAUCCACCCAGUGACUGUGUAACUGCUCACUAUGAAGAAGUAAGAAAAAGAAAACUUGCAAAGGAGAGAUGUCCUGCUGAUAUCCUGGGGAAUAACGUACCCUUGCGGGACUUGACAGAUGACACUUGGCAGAGGCGGAAGGCUGAGAGACGAGCUGCUGAGAUCCUGCGUAGAAGGGAAGCAGACAUUCCUCUGUCUAUCGAGUGCCAACUAGAGAUGCUAAUGAAAGUUGUACGAAUGGAGCAAGAGAAACACGUGAGACUAGAGGACGUUAACAAGAUCCUCUACUUGCAGCACUGCUGCAUCGCAGACCACCAGUUGGAACCAUUCGAUCCUUCAAACAUUGAAAAGGCUCGAGCUAAAAUUAUUGGAAAACUUAGGAAACGUCAAGACUUUGAAGAAAAGGUGCAAGCCAUCAAACCUGAGAUCAUCGAAGACUACAUGAAUAGCCUACGAUGUGCCAUUGUUGAUUAUAUACUUUCAAACCCUGACGAAAGAAAACGUUUCUUAAUCCAGACCAUACCGGUGGCAUUUCCUGUGCUGAAUAUCAGAGCUCCGGUUCCAUGGCAUCAGGGAAAAAUCACUGCGAAGCACUCCAUGAUACAUAAUCUUAUGAUAGCCAAUGAGAUUCUUCGAGACAUAAGGGACCUGUGGAUAACAAAGUAUCAAAAGACAACGAUAGUCAGGAUAGAAGACUUCGGAGAACUCCCAGUCCCUGCGAAGGAUAUCGAGUCAAAGUUGGAUGAACUCUGCAUUGCUGCAAAGGAGAGACUCCUCAAAGAAUGGCUCGCUGAGGUUGCUGAAUUAUUUUUAGAGAAAAAACAUGCAUGGUCCUGUUUCGUAGAGAUGAAACUCAGAGCUUCGACAGUCCUCAUCGAGCAGUACUUUCGCAGUGUCAAUACUUUGCUCUCGAGGCAGCUUCGAAUCAUAGUUAUGCAGACACUGGGACAUAUACGUGACUUCUUAGUUCAGUACAAAACUGGGAACUCCUUCGAAGAGGAAUACCAAGACCUCAUGUUCAGUCGCAUUCCAUUCAUGACCAUCACUGUAAUCCCUGUCCUGGGCUCUUCGGAGCUGAAGUUCAGCCCAAGUGUCCACCAGAUGUACGGAGUGAUGUCUCGAUGCUUCGACAAGAUCAUCGGUGUAGCUGGAAACAUCCCCAGGAUCGAAAGCUUUUUAUUCCCUGAACUGGACAGGCCUGGACACAUGUUUCCUGUCCUAAGAGAAGAGGAAGUCGAAGCAAUAAUCACCGAAGCCCUGGAUGCCAUUUUCAUCAACGCACCUGGCCCUGACCUUUACCUAAAAUUCUACCUGGAUUAUCUCUACAUAAUAGAUGGAAGAGCCAAGAUUGAACUGGACGAUUAUUUCUCAACAGUUCCUGAGCCAUAUCUGAAGGACUUCGGUCACAGGAUCCUGAAGUACGACAAACUCAGGAAGGACAUCCGCACCUUCCGAAGCAAGGUUCAGCUCAACCUGGUCGAGAUGGACUGUUCAAGGUUGAACGAAGCGAUGCGAGAGGUGCUCUUCGAUCUUCGAACCAGGAUCUGCGAACAUUUUGCGACCGAAUUAAGGGCCAACAACCAGGAGCUCUGCAAGGUCUUCGACGAGAUAGCGAACGAGAUUUCAGGAAUGCCGGAGACGACGCAGCAGGUCGUCGAAUUGUACAACUUCCUCUGCGAGAGUAGAGACACGACGAUGUUCAAUCUUCGGGGGAAGAUCGCGAGGAGCGUGGAGUUGAUCCUGUUCCUUUUCGAGCACCAGCCUCCGACCGACGAGGACAUCGCCUUGAACACCAGGACCUUAACCUGGCCAAAGGAGAUGGAAGUCGUGAUGGAGCUCGCGACGGUCCGACUGAACAUGAGGAGGAGCUUCGUGGAAGGCGUCCUGAGGACCAAGCGAGAGAACUUUGAGGGAAAAAUCGCCCAGAAGCAGCUGGCGAUAGACCAGUUUAAGAAGAAGGACCCUCCAGUCCUGACGAUGGAGGAAAUGGAGCAGGCCGUCGAGGAAGUGGAGGAACUCUCUCGCGGGAUGGCAGAAGUCCGGAAAGAAGCUGAGAUGAUCAAUGAAGAGGAAGCUCUGCUGGACAUGGAGCUGAGCCCCUACCUGGUGCUCCCCUCGAUGAACUCCACCGUCGAGACCUUCGACAAGCUCUGGCACACGGUUCUAGAAUUCCACAAAAAUUUUGAAAAAUGGUUCUACGGCCCUUUUCAGGGCCUCGACGCCGACGCGAUCAAGGACGAGACGGACCUCACCUGGAGGACCCUUUAUAAAUUGUCGAGGACCCUGACCGACGUUCCUGGAGCGCGCAGAAUCGCGGAGAUGGUACGAGGCAAGGUCGAGAAGUUCAAGCAGUUCAUCCCAGUGCUGCAGACGAUCUGCAACCCGGGUCUUCAGCCUCGACACUGGGCCCAGAUAAGUGCAAUCGUUGGUACCCAAGUGUCCCCAACCCCGAAGAGCAGCCUCUCGGAGAUGAUCGACCUCGGACUCCCGGUGUACAUUAAUAAACUGGAGGAGAUCUCAUCAGCCGCUACCAAGGAGCACGGGCUGGAGAAGAACCUGAAGAAGAUGCAGGACGAGUGGCAGGAGGUGUUCUUCGACCUGACUCCAUACCGAGACACAGGAAUCAGCGUCAUGGCAGCCGUGGACGACAUCCAGAUGCUGCUGGACGACCACAUCCUGAAGUCCCAGUCGAUGCGAGGCUCGCCCUUCGUCAAGGCCUUCGAGUCCGAGAUGCAGAGCUGGGAAGAUAAGCUCAUCCUGAUGCAGGACAUCGUGGACCAAUGGCUCACCUGCCAGGCGACCUGGAUGUACCUGGAGCCCAUCUUCGGGAGCGAAGACAUCAUCCGUCAGAUGCCAACCGAGGCGAGGAACUUCCGGAAGGUCGACAAGAUGUGGCGGGCCAUAAUGUCCUACGUGGCCGCGAACAAGAAGGUCCUUGUAGCGACGGAGAUGCCGCAGAUGCUGGACCAGCUGAGGACCUGCAACACGCUUCUAGAAGAAAUCCAAAAGGGCCUGAACGACUAUCUAGAAAAGAAACGCCUCUUCUUCCCUAGGUUCUUCUUCCUCUCCGACGACGAGCUCCUGGAGAUCCUCUCGGAGACGAAGGACCCCGAGCGGGUCCAGCCACACCUCAGGAAGUGCUUCGAGGGCAUCAGCAGGCUGAAGUUCACCCGGGACCAAGAGAUCAUAGGGAUGCUGUCCGAAGAGGAGGAAUAUGUGCCCUUGAGCGCGAAGAUCUACCCUGCGGACGCGAAGGGCAUGGUGGAGAGGUGGCUCUGUCAGGUCGAGGAGCUGAUGGUCACUUCUUUGAGGGAUAUUGCCCAAGAUGGCAUCGCCUCUUACUUCACCAGUCGCAGGGUAGAGUGGAUACUGUCCUGGCCGAGCCAGAUCGUCAUUUGUGCUAGCCAGGUGCACUGGACCAGCGAAGUUUGCGAGGCCAUCGAGGAGCGAUCCUCUGCUGAGUACCUGAUGACCUGCAACACGCAGAUUAACGAGACCGUCGCGCUCGUCAGGGGCAAACUAGACCCCGGGGCCAGGAUCACUCUGAACGCUUUGAUCGUCAUCGACGUCCAUGCUAGGGAUGUCGUUAAACUGCUGGUGGCGAAGAGGGUCCAGGAUGUCCUGGACUUCGACUGGAUCUCCCAGCUGAGGUACUACUGGCUCGAUGGGAAGAUCGUCGUCUCGAUGAUGACCACCGAUGUGGCUUACGGGUUCGAGUACCUUGGAAACAGCUCUCGCCUGGUGAUCACCCCCUUGACGGACAGGUGCUACCGAACCCUGAUGGGAGCCUUGAAGUUGAACCUAGGUGGGGCCCCUGAAGGACCUGCCGGGACCGGGAAAACCGAGACCUGCAAGGACCUCGCCAAGGCUGUGGCCAAACAAUGCGUCGUCUUCAACUGCUCCGAUGGUCUCGAUUAUAAAGCCAUGGGCAAGUUCUUCAAGGGUCUUGCCCAGUCUGGCGCAUGGGCGUGUUUCGAUGAGUUCAACAGGAUCGAGCUGGAGGUCCUUUCCGUCAUCGCGCAGCAGAUCCUGACCAUCCAAAUGGCCAUUGGCCAGAAACUGGAGAAGUUCCUCUUCGAGGGCACUGAAUUAAAGCUGAACCCCACCUGCACCAUCUUCAUCACGAUGAACCCUGGAUAUGCCGGUCGUCAGGAACUCCCUGAUAACCUCAAGGUCCUCUUUAGGACCGUCGCCAUGAUGGUCCCGGACUAUGGGAUGAUAGGAGAGAUCACUUUAUACUCUUAUGGGUUUGUCAACGCCAGGAACCUCGCUGAAAAAAUCGUACAUACGUAUAAACUGUGCUCGGAGCAGCUCAGCUCCCAAAGUCACUACGAUUAUGGGAUGAGAGCCGUGAAGACGGUGCUCAUCGCCGCAGGGAACUUGAAACUUAAGUACCCGGACCAGGACGAGUCCAUCCUGGUACUUCGGGCGAUCGUCGACGUGAAUCUGCCGAAGUUCCUCGCCCAGGACGUGCCCCUCUUCCGGGGCAUCUUCAGUGACCUCUUCCCUGGAGUGGAGUUGCCUCGGCCGGAUAGAGGGGAAUUGCUGGAAUUGUUAGUAACAAACCUGAAGAAGAGGAACCUCCAGCCCACUCCCUGGUAUCUGGAUAAGAUCAUCCAGAUCUAUGAGAUGAUCCUGGUGAGACAUGGCCUGAUGGUCGUAGGGGAGCCUUUAGGUGGGAAGACUCAAGCUUAUCAGACACUUGCUGAGUCCCUGGGGGACCUCUCCGUCAUCCGACGAGCUACUCUCAGGGAGUUCAGGACCACCUACAGGAUCAUCAACCCCAAGGCCAUCACCAUGGGCCAGCUUUACGGCAGCUUUGAUCCUGUCUCCCAUGAGUGGAGCGAUGGGGUCCUGGCGAACACCUUCAGGGAAUUCGCUCAGAGUUCUUCGAUUGAGAGGAAGUGGAUCCUCUUCGAUGGCCCCGUUGACGCAGUCUGGAUAGAAAACAUGAACACCGUCCUGGAUGACAAUAAGAAGCUCUGUCUCAUGUCUGGCGAGAUCAUUCAGAUGUCCUCCAGGAUGAACAUGAUCUUCGAGCCGGCUGACCUGGAGCACGCCUCGCCGGCCACUGUCAGCAGGUGUGGGAUGAUCUAUUUGGAACCUUCUCAGCUGGGCUGGGUGCCGCUCUUCGAGUCCUAUAAGACUCAACUGAAGAAGAAGAUCCUGGUCGAACAGUUCGACCUCGUAGUGGAGCUCGUUGAGUGGCUCGUAGAGCCCGUCUUCGAGUUCCUCGGCCUCCACUGCAGGGCUUUCGUCGACACCUCCCAGCCCCACAUGUUCCUGUCCUUCACGAAGAUGCUGAGCACCAUGCUGGAGGGCGAGACUCAGGUGAGCACGGUGUGGCUGCAGUGCACCCUGAUCUUCAGCAUCAUCUGGGGAUUUUGUCCGACACUCGUCAGUGAAAGCAGGAAGCUCUUCGACGUGUACCUGAGGAAGUUGCUGGUGGGCCAGAUUGACGAAUACCCGAAGCCGAAGGCCUUCAAACUGACCAAGCAGCAGCUCUUCCCUGAUAAGGGGACCGUCUUCGACUGGGUCUAUGAUAAGAGGAACAACGGAUGCUGGAUCCCAUGGACGGAAACUUCUGUCCAGGCACCUCUAUCAUCCUCGGCGAAGGUCAGCGAACUGAUCAUCCAGACGAACGAGAUGUCCCUGCAGAGGUUCUUCAUGGCGAACCUGAUGCAGAGGGGAAUCCCCAUCCUCUUCGUGGGCCCAACCGGGACCGGGAAGUCCUCCAUAGUCCUGGACUAUUUAUCCUCCCUGCCGAAAGAGAAGUACAUCCAGAAUGUGAUCAACUUCAGCGCCAGGACCUCUGCCUACCAGACCCAGGAGAUCGUCAUGUCGAAGCUGGACAGGAGGAGGAAGGGGUACUAUGGACCUUCUAUGGGGAAACGAUGUGUGCUCUUCGUGGACGACCUCAGCAUGCCGCAGAAGGAGGUCUACGGGGCGCAGCCACCUAUCGAGCUGCUUCGCCAGUUUUUAGACCAUGGGCACUGGUUCGACCCUAAGGACACUUCCAUGCUCUUCUUGGUAGACUUGCUGCUGAUAGCCGCCAUGGUGCCUCCAGGAGGCGGUUCUAACAUCGUCACCUCGAGGCUGACUCGCCAUAUGCACGUCAUAGGAAUGGACUCCUUCGAGGACGAGACCUUGACCAGGAUUUUCGGCACUAUCCUCGAGUGGCACUUCUCCAAGGGCUUCGACCAGAACGUCUCCAGGUUGGGCAAGAUGAUCGUCUCCGCCACCAUGGACAUUUACCAUGGGGCCAUCUCCAAGUUCCUUCCCACCCCUGCGAAGAGCCAUUACACCUUCAACCUCAGGGACUUCAGCAGGGUGAUCGGGGGAGUCGUCUUAGUCCCUGCCUCCAGGAUGAGCAACCCUGACAAGCUCAUCAGGUUGUGGGUCCAUGAGGUCUAUAGGGUCUUCCAUGAUCGAUUGAUAGAUGAAGAGGACAGGGAGGCGCUCUUCAAGAUGGUGCAGUUCACGGUCUACGACCAGCUCAGGCAGCCGAUGGAGAAGGUCUUGGUUGGUCUUCUAGCCGAGGGGGAAAAGUCCCUGAAGAGGGGCCAUCUAGGGAACCUAUUCUUCGGGAACUACAUGGAGCCGGAUGCUGACCCCAGGAUCUACGACGAGAUCGGGAACCUUGAAGAGCUGCAGGAGAAAAUGGAGUACUACCUCGCGGAGUACAACGUCAUGUCGAAGACCCCCAUGAACCUGGUGCUCUUCAGGUUCGCCGUGGAGCACGUUUCCAGGAUCUCUAGGGUCCUUCAACAGGAGAGUGGGAAUGCAUUGCUGGUCGGGGUUGGAGGAUCUGGGAGAAGCUCUUGCGUGAAACUUGCAGCUAGCAUGUGUGAGUUUCCGAUUAGCCAGGUCGAGAUCACCAGGAGUUACGGGCCGACGGAGUGGAGGGAGAACCUAAGGGACCUGCUCCUCAGGGUCGGCUGCGACGGCCGACCCUCUAUCUUCCUCUUUGGCGACCACCAGAUCAAGGACGAGUCCUUCGUCGAGGACGUCAACAUGAUCCUCAACACCGGGGACUUGCCGAAUUUGUAUGGAUCCGAGGAGAAGGCCGCGAUCCUGGAGACCAUGACCACCGUCUCCAGGGACUCGGGUCCGAAAAAGGCGGAGGCGACCCCGACGGCCCUCUACACCCUCUUCAUCGACAGGGUCAGAAGCAACCUGCACGUCGUCCUCACCAUGUCGCCCAUCGGGGACGCCUUCAGGAACCGCCUCAGGAUGUUCCCCUCGCUCAUCAACUGCUGCACCAUAGACUGGUACACCAGCUGGCCAGAGGAUGCCCUCGAACGGGUCGCCAGGGUGUCCUUGAAGGAACUGAAGAUCGACCCUGAAGUCCGGGAGAGCUGCGUGCAAGCUUGCAAAGGAUUUCAUACGAGUGUGCAGAGAACCAGCGAGGAGUACUACCUGAAGCAUCGCCGGAGAAAUUACGCCACCCCCACCAGCUUCCUGGGGCUCAUCAACUCCCUCUUCGGGCUCUUCAACCGCAAAGUCGAGCAGAUCAGCCUCCAGCAGAAGAGGUACGAGGUCGGCCUUGAAAAACUCGACUUCGCUGCGGGUCAGGUCGCCGUCAUGCAGGAGGAACUGCACGAGCUGCAGCCGAAAUUGGUGCACCAGAGCCAACUCAGCGACAAACUGAUGAUCAAGAUCGAGCAAGACACCGUUAACGUGGAGGCGAAGAAGGAGAUCGUGGGUGCAGAUGAAGCUCUGGCCAACGAGGCUGCUGCAGCUGCUCAGGCCAUCAAGGACGACUGCGAAAGCGACCUUGCAGAAGCCACGCCUGCGUUGGAGGCCGCCCUGGCUGCCUUGGACACCCUGAAGCCUCAGGAUGUCACCAUCGUCAAGUCCAUGAAGAGCCCUCCUGCUGGAGUGAGGCUGGUCAUGGAGGCAGUCUGCGUCCUGAAGGGGGUGCGACCUGAGAAGGUGCAGGAUCCGUCUUCAGGGCAGAUGAUCGAGGACUACUGGCCGUCCUCCCUGAAGAUGCUGGGCGACAUGCGCUUCCUCGAGAGCCUGAAGACCUACGACAAGGACAACAUCCCACCUGCGUACAUGAAGAAGAUCCGGGACAAGUACAUGAACGACAGGUCCUUCCAACCGGAGGUCAUCAAGAAGAUCUCGACAGCUUGCGAGGGCCUUUGCAAGUGGGUCCGCGCGAUGGAGGUCUACGACAGGGUCAUCAAGGUCGUGGCCCCGAAGAAGGCCAUGCUGGCCGAGGCCGAGGCCGCCCUCGCCGUCCAGAUGGAGUCCCUCAACGAGAAGAGGGCUCUUCUUCAAGAAGUCACCGAUAAACUGCAGUCUCUCAACGACGAGUUCGCAGAGUGCAUGAAGGAGAAGAAGAAGCUGGAGGACCAGAUCGACCUGUGCACAAAGAAGCUGGACAGGGCUGAAAAAUUGCUCGGGGGGCUAGGUGGGGAGAAAACCAGGUGGAGUUAUCAGGCGGCGACCCUGAAGAGGAGCUUGAAGAGCGUGAUCGGGGACGUUCUUCUGGCCUCGGGGAUCGUGGCCUACCUGGGGGCCUUCACGGUCGGCUUCAGGGAACAACUGGUCCAGGAAUGGCAUGCUACUUGCAGGAAAAAAGACAUCCCCUGCAGCGAGGUCUUCAGCCUCAUCGAGAUCCUGGGCGAGCCUGUCGAGAUCAGGGCGUGGAUGAUCUUCGGCCUUCCUGCUGACAACUUCUCCGUGGAGAACGGCAUCAUCGUCAGGAACUCCGAGCGCUGGCCGCUGAUGAUCGACCCCCAGGGUCAGGCGAACAAGUGGGUGAAGAACAUGGAGAAGGAACACAGGUUGACCGUGAUUAAGCCAACUGAUCCGAACUAUGUAAGGCACCUGGAGAACGCCAUCCAGCUCGGUACUCCGGUUCUCCUGGAGAACGUCCUCGAAGAGGUGGACGCCGUCCUUGAGCCUGUUCUCCUGAAGAACGUCUACAAACAAAGAGGCGUGUUAUACAUGAAAUUUGGGGAAAAUGUGCUGGAGUAUCAUCCAGAUUUCAGGUUCUACAUGACUACACGCCUGCGGAAUCCGCACUACCUGCCGGAGGUGGCGGUCAAGGUAACCCUGGUGAACUUCAUGAUCACUCCUCAGGGUCUGGAGGACCAGCUCCUCGGCAUCGUCGUGGCGAAGGACCUCCCGGACCUCGAGGAGAAGAAGAACCGGCUGAUCGUGGAGAACGCCACCAACCGCAGGAUCCUAAAGGAGAUAGAAGACAAGAUCCUGGAGGUGCUAUCCACCUCCGAAGGGAACAUCCUUGAAGACGAGACGGCCAUCAAGGUGCUCUCCACCUCGAAGGUCCUGUCGGAGGAGAUCCAAGCCAAGCAGAGGGUCGCUGCUAAGACGACCGAAGAAAUCGACCAAGCUAGAAGUGGGUACGAGCCGGUCUCUUCUCAUGGCUCGGUGCUCUUCUUCUGCAUAGCUGAACUAGCCAACAUAGACCCCAUGUACCAGUAUUCUCUACCCUGGUUCAUAAAUCUCUACGUGUCUUCGAUCGCCUCCUGUGAAAAGGCGCCGACUCUUCAGGGUCGAACGAGCAGCCUGAACGCCUUCUUCACCUUCGCGGUGUACAGGAACGUCUGCAGGUCCCUCUUCGAGAAGGACAAGCUGAUCUUCUCCCUGGUGCUCUGUGUAGGGAUCAAGCGAGCAGAGGGCAAGGUCGAAGAGGAACUCUGGUCCUUUCUGUUAACCGGAGGCGUAGCCUUGCAGAAUCCCUACGAGAAUCCAGACCCCACGUGGCUGACCGAGAAGUCCUGGUCAGAGGUCGUCAGGGCGUCCUCCUUGCCAGGACUACAAGGCUUCAGGACGGCCCUGGAAGAAGAUACCACACUCUGGAAGGAAUACUACGAUCAGGCCAGUCCCCAGGACCAGCCUUUCCCUCGGCCGUUUGAAAACGAGACGAACACCCUGAAGAGCCUGGUCCUCCUCAGGUGUCUUCGACCUGACAAGCUGGUCCCCGUCGUGGCCAGGUUUGUCGCCUUCCACAUGGGCCAGGAAUUCGUCGAGCCUCCACCUUUCGACCUCCAGGCUGCCUAUGAUGACUCCAGUCAUGUGAUUCCAUUGAUCUUCGUUCUUUCUCCCGGCUCGGACCCCAUGGCUGGCCUCGUCAAGUUCGUCGAAGACGUCGGCAUGAAGGCGAAGAACCUGAUGACUGUUUCCCUAGGUCAGGGUCAAGGGCCCAUCGCUGCAGGAAUGAUCAGCAAGGGCAUCAAGUCCGGCGAUUGGGUCGUCCUACAGAAUUGCCACCUUGCGGAGAGCUGGAUGAAGGAGCUGGACAGGAUCUGCGACGAGGUCGUCGUUCCUGAAAAGACCCACGAGAGGUUCAGGCUCUGGCUCACCAGUUAUCCCUCGAAGGCCUUCCCCGUCUCUAUCCUGCAGAACGGGGUGAAGAUGACCAACGAGGCCCCGAAGGGUCUCAAGCAGAACUUGCUGAGGAGCUACUUAAACGACCCCAUCUCCGACCCCAAGUUCUUCAAGGCCUGCUCCAAGAUCCUUGAGUGGAGGGCGCUCCUCUUCUCUCUCUGCUUCUUCCACGCCGUCAUCCAGGAGAGGAGGAAAUUCGGCCCCCUUGGGUGGAACAUCCCCUACGAGUUCAACGAGUCCGACCUCAGGAUCAGCGUUCUUCAGCUCCAGAUGUUCCUUAACGAGUACGACGAGGUGCCCUUCGAGGCGAUUCUUUACCUGACCGGGGAGUGCAAUUACGGAGGCAGAGUAACCGAUGACAAAGAUCGAAGGCUGCUCAACUCGUUGCUGAAGAACUACUACAAUGAAGAGGUGUUGAAGGAUCCUCACUACGCGUACUCGGCAAGUGGGAUCUAUUGUCUCCCUGAAGAGACCGACCAGGAGGGCUGCCUGAGGUACAUCCGCAGCCUCCCGAUGGACCAAUCCCCAGAGGUCUACGGCCUGCACGAGAACGCGGACAUCACUAAAGAUAAUCAGGAAUCCAUGCAACUUCUCUCUGGGGUAUUAUUGACGCAAACCCAAGUCGGCGGUGCAGGUGCCGAAGGAAACGCUGAAGAGAAGGUGCAGGACCUCGCUGUGGAUAUCCUCGCCAGGAUGCCCGAGCAAUUUGAUCUUGAAAGCGUCUCUAAGAGGUACCCAGUCCUUUACGAGAACAGCAUGAACACCGUGCUGCGUCAGGAGCUCGUCAGGUUCAACGGCCUGACCGCAGUCCUGAAGACCACCCUGAAGAACGUACAAAAAGCGAUAAAAGGGUUAGUGCUGAUGUCGCCCGAGCUGGAGGAGGUCUUCUUCAGCUUGAAUACCGGAAGAGUGCCCAGUUCCUGGGAAAGGAAGUCAUACCCUUCAUUAAAGUCUCUCGGAAGUUACAUAGUGGAUCUCCUGGCCAGGAUAGAGUUCCUGCAGGACUGGAUCGACAACGACGCUCCAGUGGUCUUCUGGCUCUCUGGCUUCUUCUUUACUCAGUCCUUUUUAACAGGGGUGCUGCAAAAUUAUGCUCGAAGGAGGAAAAUUCCCAUCGACCGACUUGAUUUCCAGUUCUUCGUGACGGAGCAUGAAAGAACUGCGAAGGAGGCGCCUUCCACCGGGGUCUACACCAGGGGCCUCUUCCUUGAAGGCGCCAGAUGGAACAAGGACACCCGGGAGCUGGACGAGUCCCGGCCGAAAAUAAUGUUCGAUCCUGUGCCCGUGAUCUGGCUGAAGCCUGGAAUAAAAGAAGAGUUUGAAAUUCGCCCAGUUUAUCAGUGUCCUGUUUACAAGACCAGCGCAAGGCGCGGAGUUUUGGCUACAACGGGGCACUCUUCCAAUUUCGUCAUGUUCAUCCUCUUCCCCACGAAGGAGAGAGAGUCGCACUGGAUCAAUCGGGGCGUCGCCUGUCUCUGCCAGCUGGACGAUUGAAGAAAUAAAGCAUCCU
Messenger RNA from Orussus abietinus, 12262 nucleotides. It is a transcript of the gene Dnah3, whose product is annotated as dynein heavy chain 3, axonemal. Gene Ontology annotation, cellular component: dynein complex. The record is from RefSeq and is a predicted model, not a curated record. Gene Ontology annotation, biological process: microtubule-based movement. Gene Ontology annotation, molecular function: ATP binding; dynein intermediate chain binding; dynein light intermediate chain binding. Lineage: Eukaryota; Metazoa; Arthropoda; Insecta; Hymenoptera; Orussidae. The transcript is spliced from 17 exons. Bases 1 to 12246 code for a protein of 4081 amino acids.